Messenger RNA from Durusdinium trenchii, 1106 nucleotides. Lineage: Eukaryota; Dinophyceae; Suessiales; Symbiodiniaceae. The record is from the annotation of a GenBank genome assembly.
AAACCCACGCUGCCACAUGGCUCUUUAAAACCGCUUCACACACUGGUGAUCCCCAGCUAGUCGUCAUGAGUUGAAUGUUUUCUUCACCUGCGAAAAAGAAGGAAUUCCUGCAACUCCCCAUCCGCUUUGGCGUAGCUUUUGAGCGGUUCUCCCACCUGCCGAACCCGCCGAAGAGAUCCCCGCCGAACGUCUUGAGAUCUCGAGGCCCUGAACCAUUCGGGUGCUCCACACACGCGGAUGCGCGAUUGUGGUGAUCACUUGCUCUUCCACACGGAGCGGCCAGUGGAGCUUGGGGAAGAAGUGAUGAACUGCUAUGGCCUUCAGGGCAACACGCAGUGGUUAAUGAACGGUGGCUUUCUGGAUCGGUCACGGCCCUGCGACGACUUGCUGGUGACUCCUGCAGAUGUGGUGAGUGCGGUGCUGGACUACCUCAUGAACAGGAAGGUUGACAGUGAUGAGGAAGACGAGCUGGGGAGAGAAGCGACCCUAUGCUCGAGAUUCUCUCUAAUGCAGGAGUUGGGCAUCGGAAGUGGCGGAGCGCUCUUCAGCCUUUCGAUGGCUGAACUUCUUCCCGAUGACCUGGCGACCAUGAUCUUGGUCCUUUGCAUGUCGGAGAAGGACUAUUUGACCUACCAGCAGCAAAGAACUGCAGGUGGUCAGCAAGCUGUGAUCGACCUUGCUGGCGAAGAAGGUGAGGAACUCUCUGAGCCUUUGUUGGCGGAUCUCUAUGGCUCCCUCCUGUGCUUGGUGCAGUGGCUCCGGCGCCGCUACGAAACCACCUUGGAAGAGGACAUGAGGAUGUUGGAAGAACUUCAAUCUGAAGCAGCGAACUCCAAGGGCGCCAAGCGACGAAGAAUAGAGGAGACGGCGGAGGCGGAGGAGAGCUCGACCCUUCAUGGUGUGCGGCCGGAGAACGCCCAGAACAUUUUGCUCCUGCGCAUCGGUCAAAAGCGGGUGUUACAAGCCCUGGAAGAGCAAGCUGAGCAGUGCUUCGCAGACUGACCAGCGAAAAGAGGUGCUAUCGCAUGGCCGGCAUCGUUGCGACCCGCAACCACAGGAAUGAUUGCUUUGGUCAUUCGGGAGCGCUCAUAUUGAAAACUCACCAG